Messenger RNA from Rhododendron vialii, 1039 nucleotides. RefSeq lists its product as uncharacterized. Lineage: Eukaryota; Viridiplantae; Streptophyta; Magnoliopsida; Ericales; Ericaceae. The transcript is spliced from 3 exons. The record is from RefSeq and is a predicted model, not a curated record. Bases 139 to 855 code for a protein of 238 amino acids.
UUGUGGAUCUGGAUGGAAUCUUGAACGUAUUCAUGAGAGAGGAAAAAGCACAUUAAUAGUAUAGAUUAAGCAUUGCCAAUUUGCCAUUAUGCUUUAGGGUUCUGUGUGUUUGGUGCUUUUGGUCUUCUCCUCCUCAUAAUGGUAAUGGAACCAGAGAGGCAUCAGACACUGCAGAUCAACGUCAAUGCCAAGGCCAAAACCUUUCAUUUCAAGUUCAAGGCCAUCACCAUUUUACCCACUACUUCCAAGUCAUUUCCAUUCCCAAUCAAGCUCAAUCUAAAGCUCAAGCUCUGCCCUUCUCUGCUCCAAUCCAAGAAAUCAGAGCCGCAUUUUCCCUUUCCCAGGAGAGGAAAAUCCUGGAAAUCGAAAUUCCUUCGGAUUCUCGGGAAAUUUCGGCCUCGAACCUCCGAGAACAAAGCCACUCCUUCCAAUCAAACCUCGAAUCUGGGACACCCAGAUGCUCAUUUUUCAUCUAUUCAACUGAGACAUUUUCCUUAUGAGGAACCAAUGUGCAUCGGUUCAAUUGUUAUUGGAUUCAUUGCUCUUCUCUCCCAAUCAAUUUCUCAGAACAACCAAAAAGGAAUUGUUUUAUACACUCUUAUCAUCUUGUUGUACCUUGCUUUAAUUUUGAAGAAAUAUUUUUCAAGGAGAACAAGGAAUUUAAUGGUUAUUGCAAUUGUAGCAUUGCUGUGUUGUGCAAUCUGGGUUUAUUUAAGAAACAUCCUGAAGACUGAUUGUUUUUGGAAAUCUUGCAUGGAACUAUGCUCUUCCCUUGGCCAGAUAGUCUAUUCAAGCUUUUCACAGUAUGUUGAGGCAGACAGAGUUGACAAUUAUCUGAGACACUUGACAUUUUAACCCCUUCAUUGACGUUUUAGCGGGUAAUUGACUUAUUAAAUUUAUUCUCAAUACUAGUUUGUCAGAAAUUAUUGGCAUAUUUGUUUGGUUUUGAGUUUCAAGAAAAAAAAUUAAUGUAAUGAAUAAUAAUAAAUAGAGAGAUAAAGAGAUAGAUAAAUAAAAAAUUUAUUAAGAACUGUACAAA